CCAUUGCAUGUAGCAGAUGCUCCACUGACAUGGUUUUUCUCUUCUAUCCUAGACUUCUUUCUGAGAAAUAUGAUUGCCUUCAACUAUGCCCGCACUUGGAAGGAGAAUAUUUAUUUUGAAGAGCAAGAUCUGGAGGACUUUUUCCUCGUCAUGAACUUGCCUUUCUUUAGGUAUUCUAUGGUAACUUAUGGUUAUUUAUUUAUUUGUGGCAUAUUUUUCGACGAUUGGAUCAGUGUAGAAUCAGACACAAGCACAUCCCAAAGCUUAUCCAAAGGCCAGGAAACCUGACAGAGUUAACCGGCAACUUACAAAUAGCAAACCUGGUUAAAUAUUACUAGUACAGUUUCCUUGGAGUUUCCAAUUGACAUGUUCUCAGUCCACAAGUAAGACUUGGCAGUUGUCAUUAUAAUACUUCUGAAAGAUUCUUGGGUAGGAACCUGCCGUGCAGUUUCCUGGUUCCCAUCUUGCAAAUUCUGCUUAUUGGUACUGCAAGCUGAACUUCGCCAUGGUUUGCAGAACAAUAAACUUGAGAAGAUCUGUCGUGCUGUAAAACAACUGAGGUACUUGUGCUAUUUAUUGAAGCUUCCAUUGGUCUCCAGCAUAUCACUAAUCAGUUCUGGUUGUCCUGCAGAAAGAUUACCAGCUGUUUCUUUCCAGAUCAUAUUUGUUUGAUUAUACUUUUAAUCUUCAGUACUGGUUCCAUCAGUCGUUAUGCUUGUCAACCAAAGCAUCGAGGAAGAUGUGUUUGAGCCAAUGGUUUCGCGUGUUACUGAAAUUGGACGCCGCUUCUUUGGGAUAGUGAGCUCAUCUGAAAAUGACGGAAGGGGUCCUACAAUGCAUGAACUUCCAGAAAAGAUCAGAUGGGAAGUGCAACAUCUCGAAGAUGUGUUUGAGGGGAUCAUGGAAGACAAGGAGGGGGUCUGUGAGAGCGUUAGGUCUGUUAGCAAGGCAGUUUUUAAGUGGCAAAGAAGUUUGGGAGUAACAUACCGGAAUGCAUCUGGAGCUCCUGAACCUUUGGAGGUAAUGAAAUGGGCAGUUGAGCAUCAAGAGGGGUGGGUUGAGGAUGGUACCACAUCAGUAGCCAGUACUGAGACACUGUCUUUUGAUGAAAAUGAGCUUUUUGAAUCACUUCGAGACCUUAAGACCGCAGAAGGUGGCUCAGAAGCUCGUCUCCUGGAUGGCAUCAGGAGUGGGAUGCAGUGCAUCAACGAUGUUCUUGCCACCGUUCGAUCAAGAAUGGAAGCAGCCAACGGGAGCUUGCGUAUUGUAGACCAUGUCUUCUCCCCAGUAUUGAAACUUAUAAAAACCAUUGAUCAUCUAGUAUCAGCAGCUACUGAUGGCGGAGACAAAUCUGAGAACUAUAAGUUGCUUGCCAAGAUUGAUGGCCAAGUAAAAUGCUUGCAGGAUGCACUACAUGUGAUUGAUAUAAAUAAGAGAGAGGUUGAUGAAAGCUUUAGAACAAUGGAAGCUCUCAUCGAGCCACUAUUGUCACGCCUUAAAGACACUUGCAAUGUUCAAUUGGAACCUUCGAGCUUCCAAGAUGAGAUCAAUGUCAAAGACGGCAUUGAUCACUUGGUACAUGUACUUGACAUGAUUGAGAAAAAGAAGCAGGAUGGAAAUGCUAACUUCAGCAUUGUCAAUGCAGCCUUCUCGCCGUUAUUGACAUGUUUGAACACCAUCAGGCACCUCUCAUUAGAAGCCUUAGCCCAUGAAGACAAAUCAGGUGCUUUUAUUCUCUUGGGCAAUAUCAGCGAUGAGUUGUCACAGCUCAAAGAUGUACUCCAGAAGGUCCAGGAGAAUGAAAAAGGGAUAUACAGUAACUUUGAUGCCAUUGAGCAACAUCUUGAUGAUCUUUUUGAGGGGCCUAUGAUAGAUGCUGAAGGCUCCUUAAAACUUCAGCAGAUGGGUGGCCUGCGAGAAAAGCUCUGUGCGAUUAAUAAAGAGAUAUCAAAUAUAUGGGGAAAGGUGGAUGACUCUUUCAACGUCCAGGAUGUCUCCAUCAGAUCGAUGGCUGCAAGGCAUGAAGCUUCAUCUUCUCGUCCAUUGAUGCCAGCAGCAGAUAAAUUCAACAUUAACAGGGAAAGUGUGCAGAUGUGGAAGCUGAAGGAUAGCAUUAAUGGACUGGAGACGAGGUUGAGACAGUGCCUUUUGUGCCUUGCUGUGUUCCCAGAGGAUGCAGUCAUCAAGAAGAGGCUGCUAAUUCAUUGGUGGAUUGGAGAAGGCUUUGUGAGUUCAGUUUCCGAGGGGAAGAAUGUUUUUAAUGAGCUGCUUAUCACCAAGGGAUUCAUUAAGCCAGUUAAGAAAUACCACUGCAACAAAGUCCACGGGUGCAAGGUGCAACCGUCGAUCCGUGCGCUACUGAUUGAAGCUGCAAAGAGCGCAGCAUUUGUUGAGCUCAAUUCUGACGGCAGCUCCAAGAAUGACUUCACCAGAACCCGGCGUGCAUGUCUGCAGGAUGGGAAGAUCCUUACCAGUUUCCAUCGCGAUGCGCUGACAAUCUACAAUAUUAAACAACAGUAUCUGGAGUUAGACAAGACAUGGUUUUCCGGAAAGACAUGUUUGAGCACUGUGCAGUUAGGACGAUGGCAGGAUUCAGAUUAUGACCCUCGGGCGCAUCACGUAGAGUUGAACAAUGCUGAGUUCCUAAAGCAGGUCAAGUCAUGCAAGCAAUUGAAGUACCUGAGCUUCAGAGGGAUAUCGAGAAUCGAGGCCCUUCCAACCUCGAUUGGAAAGCUCACAAGACUUGUCAUCCUUGAUCUCAAAGCAUGCCAUAAUCUGGAGGAUCUACCAAAGGAGAUAGUGAAACUAGUGAAGCUGGAGUACUUGGACGUUUCUGAAUGCUACUUGCUGUCUGGUAUGCCCAAGGGACUAAUCAAGCUUUCUCACCUUGAAGUUCUCAAGGGGUUUGUUCUGGCAAACACUAGGAGCAAAGACCCGUGCCAUCUCAAGGAACUUGUCAUGCUGAAAAAAUUACGGACGCUGAGCAUUAGAAUUGGAAAUAGUGUAGAUAGUGAUCAGUUUGAGAAAAUUAACGAGUUUUGUGCCCUCCGGUCGCUCACACUUACUUGGGGGGCUGGGUUAUCCUCGGUACCUGCUAUACACGGUGGCAAUCGUCUUUCAAGAUCAAGCAGUGCUGCUACUAUUGCUGUUAAUCAUGCAAUGCCUUGUGUUCUCCCCUCGGGUCUUGAGAAGCUGGAGAUCUGUUGCUUCCCAGUGGCAGAAUUUCCUUGCUGGGUUAAUCCUGGAGAGCUGAAAAACCUGAAGAAACUCUAUAUCAGGGGAGGUAUCAUAAGUAGUCUAGGCGAGGACAAGUAUUGGGAGGUGACCGUGCUUCGGUUAAGGUUCCUCAAGCAUCUCAACUAUUCAUGGACGGCACUGCGUGAUACUUUCAUGAAACUCCAUGUAUUGGAGGUGCAUGAAUGUGAAAAUCUUGAAACCUGGCCUGACUGUCAAAAGGGCUUGUGGCUGAAGGAGACGAAUGGAAUUAUGGAAGGUUCGCAUCUCGCUUAACAUGAAACGACACCUAACGGGCUGUUUGGAAUGGGUGUAAAAUUUGUGUGGCUGCAGGUAUUUAGCUCAAACUUGGAACUAAAUUCCGAUGGGCACAGAAAAUUACACCCAUUCCAAACGGGGCCUAAAUCUUGCAAGGAUUCAAUUUCUUGAUAAUUGCAACUGGUGAUAUUUCUUCAACCAACUGGAAAGAACGCAGCGGGGUAGAGUAUUUGAGAAUAAGUUCAAUUCAUUUGAUCAUGUGUCAAAGCAAAUUAAGUGUGAUGCAUUCUAUUGGUUCAAGGACAGGGCCAAGUACUUUCACUGAGGCCAGGAUAAUCCUUCUUUUGGAAAGAAAAAAAAUAUGCUUUCAGUCGCUGUUUGUUUAAGGUUCGAGUCGCUGUUUGUUUAGGUGCGUGGGGUUUCCUUUCUUUUGGCGAUGUGGCCUUUUUAACUUUUAUCAGACCUUGUAUUGUUCUUCCCCUCUUCUAUUACUAGUAAAUUAGUACGUGUUUUGCACGUCAAGAAAUAUAUAAUAGCAGGAGGAAUACAUUAUCGACAUUUUAUUUCCUUCUGUACGUGUUUUUUUAUUGGAGAAUCAGAUUCUUGGCAUGAAAA
Molecule: messenger RNA, 4107 nt
Organism: Aegilops tauschii subsp. strangulata
Lineage: Eukaryota; Viridiplantae; Streptophyta; Magnoliopsida; Poales; Poaceae
Source: RefSeq, a predicted model, not a curated record